Girardinichthys multiradiatus is the source of this 3148-nucleotide messenger RNA. It is a transcript of the gene nufip2, whose product is annotated as nuclear FMR1 interacting protein 2. Gene Ontology annotation, cellular component: nucleoplasm; cytoplasmic stress granule. The record is from RefSeq and is a predicted model, not a curated record. NCBI's taxonomy places the organism in Eukaryota, Metazoa, Chordata, Actinopteri, Cyprinodontiformes, Goodeidae. Gene Ontology annotation, molecular function: RNA binding.
CUGCACCGAGCAACGAACUUUUCCACAAAAAACUAAUUUGUGCGAUCCUCAUAUUGUACACAUGUAUUUUUUUGGAAGCUGAGACCACCCAAAACAGUGCCAUUUUUAGCCAUUUACUGCUGACGUCUACAGAGGCUUCAAAUAGCUUCCGUUUCACUCUGGUAGUGAUUGGACAGUCCUGUGCCGUGCAGUGAGCUAACGAGCUGGCUGUGGAGCACAAGCCCGACACUCUUCAUUUCAAUGGAGGAAAAGCCCAGAGAUCGGGCACAAGACAGGCAACACCACCACCACAACGCAGAGGACAGGACCUCCAUCCAGCGCACGGCUUGUCUGAAACAUGAUCAGAGCCAGUUCCAGUGCCAGCAUCAGGAAACGCAGACGAAGAAAACAGGCAAUAACAAUGUAAACAUCAAUGACGAGGAAGGGGAGAAGAAUCCACACCUGCCCUACACUGUUGGUAUGUCCAAUCCCUCCAGCAGUGAUGGUAAUAGACACAUAAGUAAUCCAAAUGUGAAGCAGAAAGGGCAACAGAAGCACUAUACCUCUGUUCAGAAAGUGAGCAGCAAAUAUUUGGACCAUAAGAAGAAUAUGGACUUGAAAAAUGACAAGAAGGCCCUGGAUUUGAGUCAUUAUGAUAUUCAACCUUUGGAUAAGAAAGACUCUGCUUUACUUCAGAAUGGGCUUGUGACAAACUGUGGCUUCAUUACAAAUGGCUACUCUAGCAAGGACAAUGAUGGCAGCGGCUCCGAGGGUGGAUAUACUACUCCGAAGAAGCGCAAGACCCGAUGCAACAACACCAAGAGCGCUGAUCAUGUGACGAAGGAAAAAGAGAGAGACAUGCAGCCCCGCAACACUACAAAGGAGCUGGGUGCUUUGAAUGUCGAGACGCCUGAGAAAGAAAUGGCGUCCAGACUCGACGGCUUCAGAUCAGGUUAUAAAGUAGAAUCUCAUGCGACGGCUAAACGGGCUGUCGCAUCAGAUCCUUCAGUAGCCGAAUCUCAGAGGAAAAACUCUGAAGGUAAAGCAGCUGGCACCUUUGGUAAGAAAACAGAGGAAAAGCACAAGGGCAAGCUUUCCUCACCUUCAAAAGAGGACUCGUGGACUUUGUUCAAGCCCCCUCCUGUAUUUCCUGUGGACAAUAGCAGUGCUAAAAUUGUUCCCAAGAUCAGUUAUGCAAGCAAAGUAAAAGAGAACCUCAAUAAAGUAGCUCAAGGCGGAGGAGAGGCAGCGCCUCCUCCCGUGAGACUGUCCCAGGUCCCCAUGUCUGCUAUGAAAACUAUCACCUCAGCCAGCUUUACUAACGGUCCUGUUUCUGGCAAUGGGAACGGCUGCCCAUCUGUGGGUACCUUCUUUGCUCCUGCUGCUAGUUGUAUUCAAUCAGCCCCAUUUAUCCCAAGUGGCCAGAAUGUAGCAUCUUUGGAAAGUAACUGUAGCUCUACAACAAGUCCUGUAGACGGAGAAGCAAGUGAGCUCAGAAAGUGUACUGUUUUAAUCUACCCUUUAAAUAUGCAACCUGUGCUCCCGAGCGCUCGUCACCUCGACCCGCCGGCCGCUCAGACAAAUCAGAAAGCCCUGGGAGACAUCUUCCAGAAUCAGUGGGGGCUCUCCUUCAUCAACGAGCCCAACCUGGGCCUUGAAGGAGGAAACGGGUUUGUGCCUGCUGAGGACCAGACUUCUGUGACUUCUCAUAAUGAGAGUCAGGCUGUUGCAGCCAAGGUUGCCCAGCCCCUCUUUGACAUUAGCCCAUCAUUUAUAGAAGCAGCUGAAGCUUUUUCUCAAGAAGAAGCGAAAAGGACUUGUGCCCCCUGCCAAGUAUCCAGUGUUUGUUCUCCUGCUUGCACAAUGAGCGAGGAAGAGACCAAACUGCAGCCAAGGGUCCAGGAAAAGACAAAAGUCGAGUUGAAGGGCAUGGGUUCUUCUGUGCUGGCCCAAAGUAAAGGCAACGGUUCUAAGCCUGCAGUGGGCCAGCAGACCACUGUGUUGUUUGGCUCCUCUAAAGAACAGAUCCACCUUAAAGACGUUGGCAGGAGGUCCAGCUGGGGUUCCUUUGACCUUAAAGCUGCUGUCACCUUUCACACUAAAGAAAUGGAAUCAAUUUUCAACUUGCAAAAACAAGAUCCAAAAAGAGUAGUGAUUUAUGAUGAGACCAAGGAUGGACCUGAUAAGUGAGGUAGAUCAUCUCCAGUGCUUACUGUCUUCUCCUCUGGGUGCUGCAGGCGUCUACCUUGGGAAAAAAUAAAAAAACAAAUCCUGUCUGAUAAAGUGACAACUGUGAAAACACUGAUAGCUAAGCAUGAUUCUCCUUGGAAACUCGGGUUUAUUAAGACUUUUUUGUUUUGGUUUGUUUUGCUUUGGGAGCGCACCAGACGGACAUACACAGAUACACUCUGGAUGGAUGUUAAAAGGAGUUGAUCGGUGCCUCUCUAAUACGAUGAAUGGACCUUAACGACUUCUAGCUGUGGUAGUCCUCGUCUCAUGGCUUUUAAGGGAUAAUGUUCAGGAGUUCAAGCACGCAAGGAAGGUGUCUUGGACUGCACCUCCUUAAGCCUUUAUCCUGUCGAACUGUGGCAGCCGUCGGACCGGCUAUGGGAUGCCUCCUUCAUUUUCUUUCUUCACUCAUUCAAACGAGUUCACUGUAGAUACGUUGGACGUUAUACUUACAGAUCUGUGCGCAAGCUUGAAUUAGUGGUGAAUGAAAGGAGACGACCCUUAAAAAAAUGCCUAAGUUGUAGAGUAAAGGUGUUUCAAAUCCUGUUACAGUGGCAGUGGAAACUUGCGAGGCUUCAUCUGGGAAGGGAGAACCUUGUCUUAAAUCAUAUAGAGAAAACUACUUGGAGCCCUGAAAUUUCAUAUGUAUUGCAGUUGUUUUAUGCCAUUUCAGCUGAACUAACACGAGUAUUAACUGCAUUGCUGUAAGACCCCACUGCUAAGGUACGGAAGUGCCGAAUUUGAAGGAAAACCACGCCCCCUUUACAUCAUUUGUUUAGUAGGUGUGCUAAAGAUUUUAACAUCGGUUCUCUGUUAAUUUUUCUGUCUCUACAUUUCACUCAGAUGAUCAGAAGAUAGAUUCACACACACAUUCACACACUCAGGAUAUUUGUACGAACUGUUUCUGUUCAGUUCGUCAUUAAAGGAAGAUUUUAUUUUA